UUUCUCCACUCUCUGGCUUGCACCAAUGAGGGGGAAGGGGUGGAGGGAGGCCACGCAUCCGGCGCAGGGUUACUGCCAGUGGCAGCCCCGGGGCGGCGGAGAGCUCAGCUCGGCUCGCUCCGGAGCUCGGCGGGCGGACGCGGGCAGCCCGGAGACACGUGUGUUUCUGCAGAGUAAUGUUCGCUUAACCAAGAGCCAUGUCGCUGUAUCUGAAACACUUCACUGUUGUGGGAGAUGACCCCGCGCAGUGGGGCAAUGACUACAAGAAAUGGGAGGAAGAGCAGGUGGAGGAGGAAGGUGGGCAGAAGCCGGAAGAUUCAACGAUUAACAUGAAUUCCUCAAUCAGACCUCGUUCCUUUCAGGACAUGAUGAAAAAGCUCUUCAGCUCCCGCAAAUUUCAGAUAUUGAUUGUUUGCUUGGUCAUUUUGGAUGCUUUGUUGGUGCUCGCUGAAUUGCUUCUGGACUUGAAAAUCAUCCACCCAGACAAACAUGAAAUAGCACCAAAGGUAUUUCACUACCUGAGCCUUUCUAUUGUAACCCUCUUUUUGGUGGAAGUUGGGUUUAAAAUAUUUGUCUAUCGCCUGGAAUUCUUUCACCACAAGUUUGAAGUCCUGGAUGGAAUAGUGGUGGUGGUUUCGUUUAUCAUCGAUGUCGUCCUUCUGUUUCGGGAACAUGAAUUUCAAGCGGCUGGACUAUUGAUCCUACUCCGACUGUGGCGAGUGGCCAGAAUUAUAAAUGGAAUAAUUUUAUCAGUAAAGACACGCUCUGAACAAAGGGUGUCGAAGCUGAAGCAAGCAAAUCUGCAACUUGCUACAAAAGUCGAACAACUGGAAUACAGCUGCACCGAGAAGGAGCAAGAAAUCGAAAGGCUCCACAAGCUGUUACAACAGCAUGGACUUGUCCGCCAGCCCCAAUAAAAGACUGGCGGUCUAGGGCGAGGGAAAUCCGUCCCUGAGGAAGUUCCAGUGCAAAAAAUGCUGGUUUGACCAUCCCUUGUUGACCUCUAAGAUACUUUAUAUACCUCCGUGCUCUCUUGUAUAGUAUGGUCUAGAUGUAGUUUCUACUUUACUACCCCUGAGAUUUAAUCAAGAGUCUGGCUUAAAGGUGUUGUUGUAAGACUACCUGUACACUACAGGAGCUUUGCAACAGAUUAUUGAAAAAUUAAACACGCAUUCUCCCUUAAACAAUGUAUUGCAUAAACCUUUAAUUGUAGAGCUGUACAGUGAAUGCUGCACCACAUGUAAUAAAGUCAGAUAUUUACAAA
This is a messenger RNA of Trachemys scripta elegans, 1264 nucleotides long. RefSeq names its product hydrogen voltage gated channel 1 (gene HVCN1). The transcript has 6 exons. Bases 198 to 917 code for a protein of 239 amino acids. Gene Ontology annotation, cellular component: plasma membrane. Gene Ontology annotation, molecular function: voltage-gated proton channel activity. NCBI's taxonomy places the organism in Eukaryota, Metazoa, Chordata, Testudines, Emydidae. Gene Ontology annotation, biological process: proton transmembrane transport. The record is from RefSeq and is a predicted model, not a curated record.